GCGGCGGCGGCGCUCGGGCGUGUGCGAGGCGUGAGGUGGAGAUGGGGGCGGAGGGAGCGGGAGCUGUCACAGGCCCCGCGUCCGCCUGAGCGAGCCAAGUGGGGUGUCAUGGCCGCGGGGGGCAGCGGCUGCACUUCCUCUGCUGGCAGCGGCGGCCGGGGAGUCAGUCCUCGGCGCACGGGUCGGUCCCGUUUCCCUCUGUGCGGCGGCCGGCGGGACCAUAAGGGCUUAACUCAAAUUCCCAACCCUCCUCCAAAAAGAUUUCAAAAUAUUCUUGAAGGGCUGUUUGGACCUGCGUUAUUAAAAGAUCUCAGUUUAUAUAAAGAGUGUGAACCUGAAAGCAUUUCUGAUUGGGCUUUUGAUGAAAAUUGUCUGUUCUGUUGCUUGAGAAGAGAUAAAGUAAAGGGACACUUAGUCGGUCUGGAUGAGCCAGCUUCUGGAGCUGGGCAAGAAGUUUUGCUUAAACAAGAGCACGCAAAAGUCACUCGACUCCAGAGACAAGCAGAAGAGUUCCUCAAUGCAGUCUUUUAUAGAAAAGACAGUCCCUGGGUCUCCGACCCCAAUAUUCCCCUAGUGGCCCGUGAGAUCAUGCAGCGAAUGAUCCAACAAUUUGCUGCUGAAUAUACCUCAAAAAAUAGCUCUACUCAGGACCCCAGCCAGCCCAAUAGCACAAAGAACCAAAGCCUGCCGAAAGCAUCUCCAGUCACCACCUCUCCCACGGCUGCAACAACUCACAACCCUGUGCUCAGCAAACUUCUCAUGGCUGACCAAGACUCACCUCUGGACCUUACUGUCAGAAAGUCUCAGUCAGAACCUAGCGAACAAGACGGUGUACUUGAUUUAUCUACUAAGAAAAGUCCAUGUGCUAGCAGCACUUCCCUGAGCCAUUCUCCAGGUUGUUCCAGUACUCAAGGGAACGGAGAGGUUUCAGCAGAGGCACCAGCAGUAGAUUCUAACCAUCAGUCAAAGUCCCCACUGGAGAAUUUUAUGGUCAAACUGUGCACUCAUCAUCAGAAACAAUUCAUCCAGGUUCUGAGUGACCUGUACACUGAAUCUCAGCCAGGUUCUGGAGACCUGCAGCCUUUGGAUCCCACGGUGAUGGAUGCCUCCCCUUGCAACUCGGGCUGUGCCCAGCUGAGCAGCAGACAAAGCGAAAAGGAUGAUGUGUGUCUUGAUGAGAGUUCUCCUGCUUCUGUAAAUUUGUUCUUAGACUCAUCAGGUUCUCCUAGCUCUCUGAAUGUGACUGAAGAAACCAUGAAGGAAACACCUCCUGAGACAGACUCUGUAGAUGGGAAAGAGAAUGCCUUGAGCACUGUCCAGAAAGAUUCCUCUGAACUUCCAGACACUCAACAGAACACCACAGGUUCAGCAGACAGUCCCACUGUGGGAAGCUUCACUGCAUUGGAUUCUUCCUCUUUUAACUUCCUCUGUAGUUCUAAAAGCUUAGCAGGACAAACCACUGGACAGGAGCAAGACAUAAGCGUGAAACCUGGUGAGGAUGGAGAAGACAGUGCCCCAGCCUUAGGGGAAAGUCUGGCUGCAGUGGAAGCGGCAGCUGAGAAUACUGAAGAGGGUGGUAGCUGUAUUGUUUCUCAAAGAAACUCAUUCAAAGCUUUAUCAGAAGAGACGUGGGACUCAGGGUUUUUGGGAAACUCAUCCAGUACUGCAGACAAAGAGAAUGCUUUACAGUGUAGUUCAGAAACAUCCUUACACCAGGAUUUAGAGGCAGAUGAACAAGAUGCAAGGCCAAAGCAAGAGAACCAUCUUCAUUCACUUGGUAGAAACAAGGUGGGUUUCCAGACAUACCCCAGAGACAAGGGCCAUUUUGAUCAUUCCAAAGGUGGUUGGUUAGCUCCGAGCCCAACGCCAGCUCUACAGAGAGCAUCCAAUGGUCACUCACGAACCAAGAUAAUAUCAGCCUCCAUCAAGACUGCUCGGAAAAGCAAGAGGGCAUCAGGGUUGAGGAUAAAUGAUUAUGACAACCAGUGUGAUGUUGUUUAUAUCAGUCAACCAAUAACAGAAUGCCACUUUGAGAAUCAAAGAUCCAUAUUGUCUUCUCGGAAAACAGCCCGAAAGAGUACCCGAGGAUACUUUUUCAAUGGUGAUUGUUGUGAGUUACCAACAGUUCGCACACUAGCCAGAAAUGUAUGCUCUCAAGAAAAGGGAAGCUGCUCACGGAUGGCGUCAGAGGCAGUGGUGACUUCGAAGCAGGCUCUUACAGUUCCCACCUCGAAGCAAACAGGAGGUGUGCAGCUUCCCACAGUAGGUGUGCAACUUUCUACAGUAGAUGAGCAGCUUCCCCCAGUACAUGAGCAACUUCCCACAGUAGGUGAGCAGCUUCCUGCAGUGGCUGAACAGCUUCCCACAGUACGUGAGCAACUUCCCACGGUCGAUGAGCCUCUUCCUGCAGUGGAUGAGCAACUUCCCACAGUAGAUGAGCAGCUUCCUACAGUAGAUGAGCCUCUUCCUGCAGUGGAUGAACAGCUUCCCACAGUAGAUGAGCCUCUUCCUGCAGUGGAUGAGCAACUUCCCACAGUAGAUGAGCAGCUUCCUACAGUAGAUGAGCCUCUUCCUGCAGUGGAUGAGCAACUUCCCACAGUACAUGAGCCUCUUCCUACAGUAGAUGAGCAGCUUCCUGCAGUGGAUGAGCCACUUCCUAUAGUAGAUGAGCCUCUUCCCACAGUAGAUGAGCAACUUCCUGUAGUGGCUGAACAGCUUCCUACAGUAGGUGAGCAGCUUCCCACAAUAGAUGAGCCUCUUCCUGCAGUGGCUGAACAGCUUCCCACAGUAGAUGAGCAGCUUCCUGCAGUGGAUGAGCAACUUCCUGCAGUGGAUGAGCAGCUUCCUGCAGUGGAUGAGCAACUUCCUGCAGUGGAUGAGCAACUUCCUGCAGUAGAUGAGCAGCUUCCUGCAGUGGAUGAGCAGCUUCCCAUAGUAGGUGUACAGCUCCUGGAAGAAGAGACCCCUGACGAUCCUAGAAAGGGGAGAAUCUCCCCUAGGGAAGGGAACGAAGACACAUCAUCAGGGAAAGGGCAUCAGGAGCCAGAGGUUUGCCACACCGUGACUGAGCAGGGUCCUAGCAGCUCCCCGGGGCCAGGAGAGAGCACAGCCUCUAGUCCAGCAUGUCUUCUGCCUGCUGUCCUCCCUAAUGAUGAUAUGCCUGGUGUGUCAGAAGGCAGCAUUGUGGUCUCACCUACCACGGCAAGUCUACCAUCUUCCCGUGAGCAUGACCAGCCACCAGCCUCCCUGCUGGCUUCAGAGGAGAUGCAUGCAAAAGAGUGCCACCUGGUUCCUACAGCUGGAAGCACCCCCCUUGUCUCUGGGGAAGGCAGUGAAGACCUAUGCAGGCCUCAGUCUUCUCCUGAAACUGCCGUCAGAGAGGAGAGUUCUCCAUGUUCAGAAAUUGAAAGCCCUGUUGUGGGUUUAGAUCCUCCCCUUAGUCUAGAACUGUCUGAGCUUGACCAAAGCAUCAGUACUGAGGCUGAGAGCAGAGAUGUCCCUGGGGAGGCACUGUUGCUAGAUGCCUCCCUGCCCUUACUGGAAAGCAGCAUUAUCACUGAUGAGAACCCAAGUGAGACUGAAGGAGGUGAGGCAGCAAGUGGUACAGGACAGCGGGAGGCUCAUGGCAGUGAGAUGAAAUACCCAGCAGAAAAUGAUCUGAGUGAGCCAAACUUUGACUCACCUGAAGAGAAUGUGGACAAGAAGAAAAAGGGUAAAAGGCUCCCCGAGGCCUCUGAUAGGUGCCUAAGAAGUCAGCUUGUAGAUUCAUCCUCUGCUGACAGGUGCCUGGGAAGCCAGGGUUCAUCUACUGAUUGUCCCGAAAUCAAGGUUUCUAAAAAUCCUUCUGUAAAGCGUUCUAAAAGAGAAGAUCACUCUGGUGGGAUGACACCCCAGGGCUCGGUGAUUGACUGCAUCCAUACAGACGACCUGGAGGACACUGAAGACCCCAAUGUCACUGAACAUCCCUCCAAUGAAGAUACUGAGCAAGAGGAUGAAGGAGCUGGAGUAAUCACAAGGCAGACCUUUAAAAACAUGCUGGCUAAGGAAAUUAAAAAAGAAAGGGAGACGUUCCCAAGCAGUGACUCAGUUGGCCAGCCACUGCCUGAAGACAACCUGGAAGUUCAUGUGUGGUCCAAGGUAGAUGAGAGAGAUGUGCAUGUGCCCUCAGAAGCCAUUUCCUAUAAGAGAGACCCAGAGCAGGUAAAAGAGAAGCCGGGACACAUUGCCUUACAGGAUGUGGAAACCGCUGUGAGUGAGGUAUGUGCCGAGGAUAUCCACUGUGAAGAUGAUGGUGACCUUGCUCCAUCCAGCUCAGCUGGGAUAUCAGCCAGUCAGAGUGGCGGUGCUGCUGGGCCUGCUGGGCCAUCAAAAUUAGUAACAAGGCCUAAGAGACUGCCUUCUUCAACCUACAACCUGAGACAUGCUCAUUGCGUGGACACCCUGGACACUACAAAAAUGACUUCAGAAAAGCAAGUCACACAAGGAAACCCAGCACCAAAGGAAAGCAAGGCUUCUGAGAGGGCAGAGUCCUUAGAUGAGGAAGAUGCGGACUCUGUGGUGGAGGUACAGCCCAAGUUUGUGGAAUGGUGUGCCGAGGAGGACAACCAGGAGCUAAUCGCCAACUUCAACGCCCAGUACCUGAAAGUCCAGAAAGGCUGGAUCCAGCUGGAGAAAGAAGCGCAGCCAACAUCGAGAGCAAGGAGCAAGUCUGACAAGCUGAAGGAGAUUUGGAAGAGCAAGAAGAGGUCACGAAAGUGCAGGGGUUCGUUGGAGGUGCAGAAGUUUUCUCCUGUUCAGAUGCUGUUCAUGACAAACUUUAAACUGUCUAAUAUCUGUAAGUGGUUCUUAGAGACGACAGAAACUCGCUCUCUGGUCAUUGUGAAGAAACUAAAUACUCGUCUUCCAGGAGACAUCCCCCUUGUUAAACACCCUCUUCAGAAGUACUCUCCCUCCACCCUGUACCCUAGUUCACUACAGGCGGAACGCUUGAAAAAACACUUGAAGAAAUUUCCUGGAGCCAUUCCUGCUAAGAAUAAUUGGAAAACACAGAAGCUGUGGACCAAACUACGAGAGAAUCCUGACCAGGUAGAGCCUGAGGCUGGCAGUGACAUCAGCCUUAACAGUGAAGACAGUGUGGAGGAAGUCAGGGAAGGUAGAAAUAGCCAUCCUCCCACCAACUUGCCUGCUCCAGCCAGCACCCGGAUCCUUAGAAAGUAUUCCAAUAUUCGAGGAAAGCUCAGAGCCCAGCGCCUGGACAGCUCACUGGGUGGGGCUUCCGAAAUUAAGCAGGGCCGGAAGAGCGUGUGCAUCAACCCGCUGAUGUCCCCUAAGCUCGCCCUCCAGGUGGGUGCAGAUGGGUUUCCUGUGAACCCCAAGAGGGCUGAAGGGAACAAGGGGAGAAGAGGGAAGCAGAUGCCAGAAACCUUGCUUAAGGUGGAAGGUCAGAACAAACGCAAAAGAGCAGAAGGCUGUGGCACUCAGGACGCUAAGGACAGGGGGCCGGCAACCAAAGCCAGCAGAGCCCUUUCUGCCAAGAAGUUAGCUGUAAAGGACAGAGUCAGCCAACUAUCCAAGAAGAUGACCUUGAAGGAAAAUAAAGUGAGAGUCUGUAAAAAGGCUCCUGGGAAGAGCUGCCCACCAUCCAGGAAAGAAAAAGAGAAUGCAAACAGAAGACCUGGCCAUCCUGCCACAGCCUCUGAAGCUCCGACAAAACCUGCAAAACAAAAGGGCACAGGAGAAGCCUCUUCAAAACCCCCAAAAGCCAGGAGGAGGAACAGGAAUCUGAGCAGUGGUAGGGGCCAAGCCAGACCCUUGACCAAGAGCCCAGACAACCGGGCUGCUCAGAGAAAGAGAAAGCUCAAGAGCAAAGUGGACUCCUCCCAGGGCAAACGGAGGCGGCUAGAGGCCAAGUGAUGGCUGGAUGGCCCCUGAGCGAAACUGGCCCACGGAAAUAACCUUUCAUUUUGCAUUAACAAAAUCUGCUUUUAUAAGCUUAUCAAGCCUUUCACGUCGCAGUUAUGGAGAACACCAGUUUGAGAUGUCAAAAAAUGCAUCUCAGCUGGAGAAGGGAACUUGGAGAGAGUCCUUCUCCAGGGUUAAGGGAAGUUGUACAUUAUUUUCUGGUUGUUCCUUGGGUUUUAAACUUGGAACCAAGCAGUUUUUGUUUUAAGAAGUACAGUGCCUUAUUUAUCCUUUUUGUUUAAAAUUUUACGAAAGCUGAGAAGCUGAUGUAUGUGACUAAAGGCUUGUAUUUUAUACUUGACGCACAAGCACUUGUUCUGUCACGAAGGAGGCCACCGCCAAGCAUGCGCGAGUGAGCGAGGAGCCGUCAGCAGCUGCCGUGCGCCCCUGGACAGGGGCGCCUUGCAGACCACAGCACAACUCCCCUCUGUCCAGUUUGGUUUUUAUUUGAUUGAUAUUUGAAAGCUGAACCAAAUCAUUUCUAUGGUAUGUGGAAAAUGCAGGGGAUUUAUGAUUAUUAUAAAAGAUUAAUAUUUCUGUUACUUUUCUUCCAAAACUCAUAUUGUUGGUUACCCCUUCACCUUUUUUUUUUUUUUUUUUUUUUUUUUCAUUUCAUUUCAGAUCAUGUUCUCUAGUUUGUGUGCUCAUGGGACAAAAAAUGUGCUAGAAUGUUUUUUGGUUUUGUUUUUCGAGACAAGGUUUCUCUGUGUAGCCCUGACUGUUCUGGAUUUACUUUGUAGACCAGGCUGGCCUUGGACUUACAGAAAUCCACCUGCCUCUGCCUCCUGAGUGCUGGGAUUAAAGGCCACCAUGCCCAGCCCACUCCUUUUUUUGGUUUUAUUUCUUGCCCCAAACUAUGUCACUAUUCACACUGGCCAUCCUCUUCAGUGUGGGGCCUUGCAAGCAUGGUAGUACUGUGAGGUUUGUCUUCUAUUUUGUUGGAGUGUUUUGUGUAUGUUUUUAUCUUGGAGCUGUCAGUUGACCGUUAGGAUGAGUGACUCGUGUUUCUGUUCUUACACAAAGUAUUUCCCUAUGCAGUGAAAGUCAUAACGUUCUUUCCAGCAGUAGGAAAGUGUCACCGUGUGCGCAUGCAUCUACCUGCGCUCGCAUGCCCACAAGUGUCUCCUGGUACUGGCUUCACAGUAAAAUUCCUUCUUCCCCGUGUAGUGUGUAUCUGUGAGUGGAGUACUUAGCAAUGAUCAGAAUAUUUGAAAGUAAUUCCAAGUCUCCAUGCACGUUUCUAGUACCACUUUCACAUCAGACUUAGGGGUGUGAGUAGAGGCCUUGAAAGAGCAGGGCAUCCAAGCAUCUGAAAGAAGCUGCCCAGAACCUUAGUGGAAUCACACCCCCUGCUCACAGCUGAAGUUCAGCUGGGACUCUGAUGGGCAUGUCCUUGCCUGGAGUAGGUAUCUAUUCAAAUUGAUAGUUCCAUUCUACUGCCUAAAUGCUUGCAGUGUCACUCCUCCCCAUACCAUGUCAUUCUGUUCCAUGGCUCAGAAAUGAGAACUGCAAUAAUUGAAAGUGAUGUUUGCCUUUCCUUGGUGGAGCCUGACAGGGCCCCAUUGGCUUUACUUGGUGCCUAUGACAUUGCUCCAUUGUAACAGUGUGUACUUGACAUUUCCAUUGGGCCAGUCAGCAAACCACUUGGUUGCUAAAGCCUCAGUCGGCUUUGACGUGUUCUGUCACCAAAACAGGCUUGCAUGGACAGCUGCUGCCCUGUUCUUAUUAAAAGUUUCUAUGUAGGUUGUUUCAGAUCUUUUUAGAUCAACCCAGAUGGGCUUCUUUUAUAUGCAAAUCAUGAUAAAACAGGUCUUCUACCUAUUUUGCUAUUGUUAAAGGUUUGCUGCAGAUAAUGGAAACUUCUGAUAAUUGGAUAGGACUGGAGCAUUCAUGAGAAGAUGAGAAUUGUGUUGAAUUUCACAGAUAAUGAAAAUCAUCAUUUUUUUUUAAUGUAACCUCUGUCCCAUGAGUGUUCAUGGGCCUUUCUCCUUCACUGCCUCCUCCUCCUCCCUUACUUUCCCCAUUCUUCAUUUUGUUAUUACUAUUAUUAUUAUUAUUAUCUUUGACCUUGACCAUUCACAAGCUACCUAUCGUAAUGAUACUGCUGAGUGUGUGCUGGCAACUCUUUCUCAGCAUUAAGUUGCACAGAAGCAUUAAUAUGUUUUUAGUAGGUUUGUUUAAUUUUAAAAUUUGGUUUUAAGGCUUAAAAGAGCUUUUCCUAUAGUUGUCACUGGAUAUUGUUGUUGUAGUAACUUAAGCAGCUGAGGCUUACUAAUGUCAGGUGCGCUGAUGCCUGUACAUUCGAGGUGCCCUUGGCUGCCUGGAGACCUCCUUGUAAGGUGCUUGGGUUAGGUUAGGGGGAGGACUGAGUGGUAAGUCAGUGGAACGCUUCCAGUUCCAAGUUUAUAAUUCAUUCCAUUACUUUUAUAAUUGUGUUUCCAUUUUUAAGAGCUCACUUCGAGGCAGGCUGUAUUUGAGGAAGCUGUGUAGAAGCAUUUAUCAUAUACCUGCCUCCAUCAUAGGCGUCUUUAAAAAUUAGCUCACACUUGGUAGUAGUGACUGCAUUUAUAUCGAUGGACAUUCUAUACAGUUAGCACACUUAAGGUUUGUCAGUGUUUCACAUUUAUUAAAUCCUAUUUUUGCUGAUUAAUUUUGUUAAUAGAAGAAAGAAAACAAAAGUAAAACUUGACAGUAGCUGUAGAUGUUUCUACACCCAUAGCAGAUGUUGGGAAAUCGUCCCCUCAGCAUCUCCAGGCUUGGCCCUGACUCUAGUCUCUUUGUUUUCCUUCCUUCCUGUAGCCAUUUACAAGUAUGACUUGCCACCAUAUGCAAGGCAUUCUGCUUCUGGCCCUGCACUCAGUAAAGUGGCUGUCCUAGAGCUGAAUUUGAUGCCAGAGGUCUGGUGUUCCUUUGUUCAGGAGUUAUGAGCAGCUCUGUUUGCUUCCCUAGAGCACAGCCUUUGGGAGACCCAUUUUCUUUCCUGUUGGGCUCCUGGGAUGGGCCUGCUCUCCUGGGGGGGGGGGUGCAGAAUUAUCCUGGCUCUUUCUCAGGCAUGUGGCAGGCUUGCAGUGCAUUAGGAAGACCCCAAGUUGUUCUCUGUUCUGGGAGCUUCCUGCAUAGGAAUGUUAUCUGAGUCUAUUGAGCCACAGUUGCUAGUCCCAGGGAUUCCCUGGGUCUUGCUGCUUUUGGUUUUUCUGUUUGGUACGGGGUUCUCAACUGAAGAUUCUACACUCUCCUGUCUAAACCACAUUCGGGCUGUAGGAUUAGUGCUUUGUCAUUCUAUGAUGGUUCAGAGAGAAGACACUCAUCCUUUUCUCCAGGGACCCUCUAUGUAUCACCCCGCACAGGCAAAUUUCUCGCCAUGCACCUAAGUCAUCAGCAAGCUUGAAGACAGAUGCUGUAAAUCAAGAUUUGGCCUGUUUCCAGCCUUGUGAUGGCUUCUAACGUGAGGGCACAGCUGUCACUCAUUGAUUAGCAGAGCUGAGAGUCCCGUAGGAAAUGAUACAUGCUAUAUGAUGCAAACUGGAAAUGCCGUGGUGUUGCCCUCAGCAAGUCUGAGCUUGUCACAAUGCCAGGAACAGACUGAAUAACUGAAGAAGCCGGCCAGUAGCCACCUCCAUCCCUCUGGUUUCGGUCAGUCAGUGCAGGCCUCCUCCUAGCUUACCAAGGAGCGAUUACAGGCAUACAAACUGGGCUGGCCACUCCUGUGUAUAAAUAAAGUUUUAUUGGCACAUAACCAUAUCCAUUUGCCUACUCAUUGUCUGUGGAACAGAUUAACUACUUGGAUAAGUGUCCACAAAGCCUAGAAUAAUUAAUAUUUAUAUCUUUGAAGAAGCCUGCUGACCCCUGCUUGGGAAAAUAAUCCCUCUUAGGAUUCCUCCUCUUCAGCCUCACAUCCUGUGUGUCCUGCCCCACCCCCAUCUCUGUUCUCUUUUGUACACAUUUCUGUGUGCUGUUGCUGUAAGAGAGGCAUGUUGUUGAGACAGCUUCAGAGUAACUCUGCUGUUAACAAGAAGUGCAUCUCCCUUUAAAUCUCUCACCCCAGGCCCUCUGUGAGGCCACAUAGCCUGGAGACCAGAACCCCUGAGCAAGUUGCCUUUGGAGUUCUAAAAUUACGUGGCCUGGCCCGUGUUCCACUCCCAUAGUUUCUAAUCAUAGAACUGACUCGGGCUUCACUUGUUUACUGAAAUGAGCCAAGCCUGCCCCUGAUGAGAUUAGCUGGGAGCUUCUGUUGGACUUUGACUCCUCACCACAGUUACUUGUGGGAAAGUCCCACAGCAUGGAGACAAAAGUCUAGUGACAACCAAAGCACUGGUUUUCAGUCACACACUUUUAAAAUAACUAUUAAAGGCAAGCUAACAAUAAAAUGGUAAUUUUUGAACUGCUAUAGAAAAGAAUGACAAAAAUAGGGGGUUGGGGAAAGUGUUUAACCUGAGUGUGACUAAGGAGUUAUAGAUUGUGUCUUUACAUCAAGGCUAGUCAGCUUCCAGCGUGUUAGUCCUCCCUCGCCGCAAAACUCAAGGGUAAGUUUCUGUUCUGCAUUCCAGAAUGAAGCUGAGUGUCAGAUCAAAAAACGUUUUUGAAAUGGGGACCGCACGUUAGUGGACACUGCCGUAAAGCCCGCCAUAAGCUAGGCAGACAUUCUACCACUGGGCUAUGACCCCUGCCCAAUUAUUUUGAAUUCUUAUGAAUCUUUUUCCACUGAAAUGCUUGAAAUGUGAAGCCCCAUCUUUAUGUAUACCCAAAGCAGUCCUCGUAUCUACACAGCAGGUACUUUUACCUAAGCUUGUUGCUCCCAAAUCCUUUUCAAGGAAAAGAUAUUUUAAAAAACUUAAACCCAGCAGAACUAGGGAACUAGCCUUUUGGGAUAGCUUUCAAAAUAUUUCAUCUCUUGAAAAUUCUGAAGAUUCCUGUCACCUGCAAGGAAUGAAUUGUAGGACCAGUCACCCCGAAGCAUCCCUUUUUUCUGCACCAAGGGAUGACCAGAUGAGCAGUGUGCAAAAGCUGCCCUUACUCAUGCUUUGUCUUUGGAUUUGAGCCAGUUCCUUCUGUCUUUUUCCAAGCUUUGGGACAGUUUCUGUCUGUGCUCUGGACACAGCCCUUCAUCUCGCCUGCCGAUUGUCGGCUUCACAGGCAUAUGUAACGAGGAAGGAGACACUGAAGCUUUCACACCCUGAGGGCAUGUCUGGUUUGACUUGUGCGCAGACUGUAAGCCACUUGAAAGCAUAGACCACCCACCUGAAACAGCAGCCUGGUGCCCAUGGUCUGAGAACAUGCCAGAGGUUGGAAGAAUGGUUAUACCCUUUUGAACUGGAUAAGCAGAAAUAAAACCUUUAACAAACUGGUUCACACUGCCUAGAAUACUUAACUGCCUGACCUUUUAGGUCAGUGUACUGUUCUUUGCAAAGGUCAUUAUCAAAUUGUGUGGGCUGUUAAGCACUUUUCUUUCCUUGUCUUUCCUUGUCUUUUUUUUUUUCUCUUUCCUUUUUGGUGCACGUAGGCCAGCAUUGCAGCAGUCAUUUUGGGUUUGUGGUAUCUUGCAUGUCUAUCUCAGCACACAGUAGCCCUUGUGUCAUUCCUGAUAGUGCUUGUAAGGAAGAAAAAGAUCACCUUUGCUCAUCAGAUCCUUGCUGGUGAGUUGUAGAUACACCAUAUCUACUAGGGUCUAGUUUAAAACGCAGUCUUGUAAUAAAAAAAUGCAAUCAUUGCUGUUGUUCAUUGUUGUGAACUUGACUGAUGGAGACAUUUCACCAGGUGUGUUUGACACAUGUUGAUUUCCAGUAAACAUACAGCCUACAGUCGUGCCUCUCUGGAAGCACAGGAACUGGUCGUUUCAUACCCAUAGCUCUCCAUUCUCUCCUGUACAUAGGAUAUGCACAGGUUUACAAUUCUCAAGUUUGGUCAACAUCUGUGAACGUAAGUGACUGAUCUUUGCAUGUUGGAACGCUGAGUCCAGGCCUUGCUUUAGACAUGCACAGUGUCUUGUCCGUACACCAGCAGCUUUAGGCCGAGCAUGUCCAGGACCCUUUGGCUUGCCAGGGGAGCCCAGGCUUGGUCAGGCCUGAAGCAGCUCCUCAUUGGGGGAGCCAUUCUUGGUACCUUGCCUUUCCUCUUUCCUCCUGCCUGUGCCACUGGCCCCCUUCUGGGUGGCAUCUUCUCUGGGACAUCCUUCCCCCAAAGUGCUUCGCCGAAUAUAGACAUGUCACAUGAAAAUAAUUUCUCUCUUCAUGACUAGACUCUCACAGUAUUUAGUGGGCUAGGUCUGAAUGCCACUCAGUGACCACCUUUUUCCCACUCCCGUUGGUACCAUGCUGUACAUCUCGUGUUGUAGUGAGAGCUGUGUGUUGUGUUUGGAAGCAUUUGUGGUAAAGAUACAAAUAAGAUUUGCAAAAUUUUGUAUAUUUAUACCACAGGUAGGGAUUCUUGCUAGAGCCACUGUAUCUUAGGGUAAUUGAUUUCACUAGUGGCUUCUGCAUUCUUAGUUCUAGGAGACUGUAUUAGUGACUGGUUUCAGAUACAUAGAGUACAUAUUUAUAUACACCACUGUGGAAUUUAUUUUACUGUGUAAAUAGUGAUAUUUUCCUGUUCAAAUGCUUCUAUACAAAGUAUUUAUUUUAACAAAAAUUAGCUAACUGUCAAAAGGGCUUUCCAAAAACUAUUCUUGCCAUCUGUUUUCCCAGCUCCCAUGCUCAGCUAUCAAACCCCUAAACAUCACAGUAAAGGCAGGAGGCUGUAACCUUGAAACCCUUAUGGUACUUGGGUAGACACAACGUGGAUUGGAACCUGAAUGCUGUUCCCACUGAUGUUCCAUCCCAGAGCAAAGUGGGACUUGAAGGGGUGUGGCUUUGCUCAGCCCAGCAUCCGGGCUCCCCCCAAGCCCACUCACAUGUGCGCCCAUUGGCACACUCAGCUGUUCACACCCAUGGCCUGUGCAGGGUUGGCCAUGGUUGAAGUCCCAUGGCAAGCAGCUUCGUGUCUAUGCAGUGAGGAAAAUCCCUAUGGUUGCCAGUAUGAGCUUCUAGUCUGCCUCUCAGGAUUGAUUGACGAGAGCCCUUUGACACACCCAGAGGUGACAGACAUGUCAUCUUCUGCUCAUUGACAGCACUUGGGAACACCUUGGCUCUCCUUUCCUCCCUUCUCAUCAAGCAUCUGCGCAGAUGUGGCCUCUUUCACCCAUAUGUAACCCAUGGUUCUAGAGUGCGUUCAGCUUUGCCUCUCAGGAGUCCUGGUCUGCAAUUCAGAGCACCCUCAGUGUCGUGGAACCGUGCUCUGUAGUCCCUGGGCCUCCAUCCAUGGGUACCGUCUGUCACUGCGUCACUCUGCUAGGAUGGCUGGAUUGACCUGCAGCUGCAGGACUCUAGGGUGCUUGGAGACCAGGUAUGUAGGAGUUACUGUCAUGCACUUGAACUGUAGUCUGUGUAUUUCCUUAGGGCCUUCCUUUGUCUUUUCUAAACAAGGAAGGCAUGUGAACGGUAGUGCUGGAGAAUGUUUUCUCAGAUGCUGUUUAUAAGCAAAUCUGAAGUUGAAAUGAAAUGUGAAUGGGUAACUAGGUGCCAGGGAAUUUAGCACUGAACUAGACAGUCAAAACCUUUUUAACCUUUUGCAGAAAGUAGAUUCUGUUCUCAUCUAAAUGUUCACAAGAUGUAAUGCUGUAAAUAGUUUUCUAAAAAUAUUUAUUACAUGUGCUGUAUACAGACUCUGAGUGAUGUUGGUUUGCAUUGUAUCGUAGAAGAAUGUAUUUUUAGUAGUGGGCUUCUUUCAUAACACAGUUCACUUAUGGAGAAAGAAACUAAACCAGCAGGCUGAGAGCUGUUUGGGGUAUUUGAUCUGUAAUGGACCAUCCAAUCCAAGCUUUAACUGCCCCCUCUUCUCAUCUGGUUGUGUUAUAUAUAUAUUAUAUAUAUACAGGUGUACAGUAAAUUGGUCAGUGCCCGGGUCUGCAGAGCAGAUUUCCAGGUGUUCUUUCUGAUGUGUUCCCAUAGCAAUACGACUCCAGGUGCUGACCAGUCCUGUUGUCUCAGAGGAUCAGGUUGGGAGACAGCUCUUGCAAAGCCUCUUGCCUUUCCUAAGAGGCUGCUUUACUUGAAUUGUUGCUUCUGUUUCUUCUGCAUGCUCCCAUGUCACAAAACUGUAGCAGCGUGUGGGAACUCUGCCACCACCAGACACAUCAAAAGUGGACAUACCAAUCAAAAAGUUAGCAAUUUUCCAGAAAUUUGUAGUUUCCAGAACAGAUGAGACAAAGCUCAUUUGGCCAUAGAAUAAAUGUAAGGAAUUUUUACCAGGGAGACAUAUGUGGCCUCUUAUAUUCCCCCUGCUCUGUCUGACUCACCUUGGGAAGCUAGCCUAUACCCUGCCUUCUGCCUCUUUGCCUUGGCUCGAGGUGUCCCUGGUCUCUAGAGUCUGGCUAGGCUCUUAGUAUGCCCAGCUCUGUUGAGCAGCCUUUCCUUGUGACCGUCCUAAACUUAAUGAAAAGGAACACCCCAUACCCAGAUAACCAUUGUUAGAAGCGAUGUAGUUUUUUAGGCUUUUGGAAUAUGUCUUUUUUGUAUUUCUGAUGAUGUUUGGGAUUUUUCACUAGUGUUUUUUAGAUUGAAGUGGGUGCAUUAAGGUAAGCUUUCCACCGCUGCGCCCGGAAGCGUGCAGAGGAAAGAACUUGCCCUGCAUUACGUGGUUGGGGAGGUGACUACUUACGGUGGGGGUGGGGGAGGGUCUUGUAGAUGAUACAGGGGUGAAAUAGAAAUUUUGGCUGGAGGUUUCCUAAGUCAUUGAUAUUUUGUAAUGAAAAUUCCCCAUGUUAGCCUCGCUUAAUCUCAAUGUGAGCCUGCUGUUUACCCUCAGGGAACAAGUGGUUUUCAAAAUUGAACUCCUCCAAGGUCCUAGGCCAGUGCCCAUGUGCUCUGGUCAUCUUUGUGAUCUCAUGGCAUUAUUUUCCCAUAUGCAUUAUGAUAUUAAGAAGUUCAACCCCACCCUGUAUGAAAAGCACAGCCCAGUGCCCUAAUUUAGGCUAGUGUCGAUGCCUUUGAGGGCCUGGGGGUCCUAGGAGGCCCAUGCAACUUAACUGAAGCUCAGGUGUGCAUUGGAUUUUGCUUCUGUUAGGCCACAACCCUUCAGAACGAGUUUAGGGCAGGGGCUGCGGAUCCAGCUCCAGGUUCAGGGAGCUGAGCCUCCACCGUUCCUUAUUUUCACUGGUCCCUCCUGGUGUUGUUGCCAAGGUCAACCCCGUAGGUGUUUGGAUGUGCUCCUUUUUGCUGUCUUGUGAGUUGUAGCCAGUGCUCCAGAUGCCCAAGGGUGGGGCCUCUGGGGGGUCCAGCCCUCCCUACCCCCAGCGCCUUUCAAACCAGUGAAGUGAGAAGAAUCUGCAAAUGGCCACUUGGUAGGGGCAGCACGUGCCUCUUGGGCCUGGACUCCAUUGUUAGUGAGUAUAGGAAAUUACUGUCUCUUUAAUGGAUGAAAAUUCAAUGUAUGCUGUGAAUUUGUUGGUUUGAAACAUUGAAAAUUUUUCAUUAGACAAUGUUUACAUACCUCACCUGAAGAACCUUUGAGAGUGUAUAUAUGAAAUUAAAAAAUAUAUUAAGUUGCUUUAAAACAGUAUGUAUAGCUAUAAAAGUUGGAGUUAUUUUAACUUUGAGUAUGUACCAAGUCUCUUAAAUAUUGAAAUCUUGUAGACUUUCUGUGCUUCUGUGUUUCGCUUUUCCUGUUGGACCACAUAGAUAACUGUGUUCUUGUUAUUGAUAAAGGGGCCCACACUGAAGUCCAGGCUUGGAAGGAUUCCCAUGGUGGUCAGGAUUUUCUGGCUUGGUUUUGAGGGGAUAGGGUGUGGAGCUAGAGGGUGUGUGGGAGGGAUUUCUCUAACAUUGACAUCUGUUCUGUGAGCUUUUUCAAGGCGCUUAUUUUAUUGCAGCGUAUUAAACUUCUUUGAUAUUAAA
This is a messenger RNA of Meriones unguiculatus (Mongolian gerbil), 15887 nucleotides long. RefSeq names its product ligand dependent nuclear receptor corepressor (gene Lcor). NCBI's taxonomy places the organism in Eukaryota, Metazoa, Chordata, Mammalia, Rodentia, Muridae. Gene Ontology annotation, molecular function: DNA binding. The record is from RefSeq and is a predicted model, not a curated record. The coding region runs from base 109 to 5913 and encodes 1934 amino acids. The transcript is spliced from 8 exons.